This is a messenger RNA of Diorhabda carinulata, 4290 nucleotides long. Its product is annotated as prostaglandin E2 receptor EP3 subtype. The record is from RefSeq and is a predicted model, not a curated record. NCBI's taxonomy places the organism in Eukaryota, Metazoa, Arthropoda, Insecta, Coleoptera, Chrysomelidae. The transcript has 6 exons. Gene Ontology annotation, cellular component: plasma membrane. The coding region runs from base 599 to 1654 and encodes 351 amino acids. Gene Ontology annotation, biological process: adenylate cyclase-activating G protein-coupled receptor signaling pathway; positive regulation of cytosolic calcium ion concentration; inflammatory response. Gene Ontology annotation, molecular function: G protein-coupled receptor activity.
AUAAUGUCAGAUUUGGACAGGAUAUUUAUUAUAAGCCAUAAUAAUUGAUGUAUCGCGUCAUGGAAUGAGAAAAUAUACGCUUGCGAGAAUUAUACUGGUCUAUCACGUGGUAGCGGGAACAUCUCAGCCACGUUCAAAAAGUUUUUCGUGUUACAGAGGGUAAAACGGGGAUACAUUAUUUCAUCUCAUAUUUCUGAUUUUCAGGCUUCAAAUUAUUCAGAGCUUCCAAAAAUGAAUGAUUCUCAGUAAAUGAUUCAAAACAAUUAUAUGUUAGUGUUGGAGGAUCAAUUUCCCGGCGUUUACACGACGCUUCCAAAUUUUCCGUGACCACACUAGAAAUUCACAUAAAACUGCACCUUGCAAGUUGCAAUUAAACUAAAUUGUUGAGGAUACGUGGAGCUCUUCACUUAAUGUAAGACCGAAAACUUGUAUUAGCUCAGAUAUUAUAGUUGUAUCUACACAAACUUUUUGAUGGAGUCUUUAGUGUGCAUGUAGAUACCGAAGUAGAAUCGUUAGUGGGCCAUUAACAGCAAGAUGCCGUACAGCCGCCGUCACGAAUUAGUUUAACGUUUAGUGAUAUCUGUUAAGAGACAACAAAAUGCUUAAUACUCCGUGGUCGUAUAUAAUUCAACUCGCUUUUCUCAUAGGACUCAUUGCUAAUUUAGCCGCCCUUUACAUUUUACACAAAACAGCAAAAAGAAGAAACAAAAAACAUCUUUUUAUGCUCAGAUGUCUCGCUACCAACGAUCUCAUGGCUCAGAUCGGAAUGAUUAUUUUGACCAACAAAUUUUUUUAUGAAAAUGUACAUCCGUCUAUAUAUUGCCCUAGUUUUGUAGUUGUAAGAGCAUUUGGACUCGGUUCGGGGUGUGUAGCUUUUGUUAUGGCACUUGAGAGAUGGUUGGCACUCACGCGACCCUUCCUGUAUCAUCAAUUGGUCACACAUCAAGUACUGAAGAAAUUUCUAUUCGGUUUAUGGAUAACUGCAGUGACUCUAACUUACUUGCCUCUAUUUGGAUUCGGUAUUUACUACAAUUCCGAAAAUAAAACAUGCGCAAGAUUUAGAUAUGCUACUGAACCAAAGGAUAAGGCUUACGCCUAUUUAUUUUUUGCAUUUGGAGCUACUUUGUGUUUUUGCAUAGCCUUUUGCAACACCUCGGUAAUUUGCGAAUUAUCAAGAAUUAGAUCCCAACAACGAAUUCUAGUCAGAAGAAUAAGUAGAUCUAUAAUAAGUAGCCGUGUUGGAGCUGCUCGAUAUCAAACUCCAGAAGAAGUAGCGUUUGCUAAAUUGAUGGCCUUUGUUUGCAUCAUUUAUGUUGUCUGCUGGGCUCCACAAGUGAUGACAGUACCGAUCGCGCAGUACUUUAAACUCACCAACCACGAGGACCAUAAAUUUAAAAAAUUCUUUAUAAUAGCUGACGCUGGAUUGACGGUAUAUCUACUGUUAGAUCCUUUCAUUUACGUGCUUCAAGGAUACUUUGAAGGACGAUUGCACGCAGAUUGUUGUUGCAGUAAAAAAUCUGACAGUAAUCUUUCUAUACCUUCUAUUAUGAAAACGCAAAAUUCUGAUAUGUCCGUUUCUAUACCCUUUGAUGUAAAAGAACCUGCAAAGCCUGAUGAUGAAUUUGUACAUUUAGAAACAAUGAAGAUUACUUAAAUUUUAUAUCUCUUAAAAUAUGGUGUACUGGGGACAAAUGUAUUGGAAUAAAUGUUUAGAAAAUGGUUUUGAAUAUAAACUUUCUUUUUAUUACUAUCACAAUCGUAAUAUGUCGAGAAUUCUCAAUUUUUCCAUUUUAAAUGAAUAAUAAUAUUGUGAAAAUUUUUUUUUUAAUUUUUAUUAAUUAUUUGGAUAAAGAAACUUAAAUAAUGUAUUUUUUGUUAGGUCAAAAAAAUGAAAUACACUUUCAAAAUAAAUUCAUUUCCGACAGAAAUUUUUAGGAAUUACAUAACAAUUUUUUUCCUUAAAUGUGAUAAAUAUUUUGCGUAUUCAAUCUGAUUGUGACAGAAAUAAUUAUUUUUAUAUAAAAUAAAAUGUAUAGAAAAAGUCUGAACAAGUUAGCAGCACAUGAAUUUUUUUUAUUAUUAAUGCUAUGGAAAAAAUAUUGUUCGCAAUUAUAAUUUAUCAUUUAUAAUAAUAACUUUUCCAUCUAAUAAUUGUCAACUUUUUCAGACAUAUUGUAUAUUUAUAACACAUUUUGGAAUAAAUAAAAAUAUUUUAGUGAUUAGGACUAAUUAUCCCAGUGUUUAAUAAUGGCAUAUACUUAAUCAUUUUUAGAUAAGAUGUACUUAUAUAUUUAACGUAUUUUUCCAAAUAAAUUGAAAUAAAAUAUACGGGGAUACUAAUUAUGAAUAACCCAUUCCUUAUUAUUGUUAUUAUUGCCUACAGAACAAAAAGUCUCUUAAACGUUCAAUACAAAGCAAAUGUAGGAAAUAAAAGUAAAUCAUUGUAUUUAUUAUGGGACGCCCUGUAUGUUAUAUAUAGCAUAUUCACGAAAUAUAUAACCUCAUAACUUAUUAAUCAUCAUAACAGUGAUAAGGGGUUGGUAAUUUAUAAUGAACAAUAUAUAUAUAUAUAUAUACAGGGUAUUUCUAAAAUCAUGAAGGUGAUUACCCGUAUCAAAUAUUAUGCAAAUGUUUCUGUAAACAACUCGCCCUCUUCGAAGAUAUCAUUCCUACAAGGCGAAAUUGAGUUUUUUUCCAAAUUUAAGAGAAAUAAAAAAUUAUUAAUUAUUAUUAUUAUUAAUUAGUAAGCUUUGUGUGGAUUGAAAAUUUUUUGUCACGUAAAUGAGACCCCAUCGAUAAAACAGAUACGUUAAAAAAAAUUAGGACUGAGGGCUUUAGAUUCAAGUAACGUUUCACAAAAAUCCAGUCUAAUCAGUAUGGGAUCUUCUUCUUCAACACUAAUUGUUACGAACCCUGUAACUAGCGCCCUCUAUGAGAGUCAGACAUUAAAACAAAUUCAUUGGAUGUAUCAGUCUCCAAAACAUCAAUAAAGUGUUGCCUGUAGUUGCGGCAAUUUUUUUUCUUCAACGCCUUUCAUCUUGAAUACGGAUGGCGAUACGAAAAUUUUCUACCGAACAAACCCCAAAUAUUUUUUCAGUUUUCUAUCUAUCCUAGAGAUGGAAUCACCUUUUUGGAAACACCCUGUAUUUAUAGAAACCCUGUAUAUAGAUAAAUAUUUUAUGUUUGCUAAUUUUAGUUAAAAGCAAGGAAUAAAAUAUUAACAUUCUACUUUUCGGCCUCUCUACGAUGCAUCUAAUUUUUUUUAUGAACCAUUAAGUACAUUCCAAAACUUCCGAAAUAUAAUUAGAAUAGUUUUUUGACUUAUUCUAUGUGAUUUGGUGAGAAAUACUAAGAAUUUAAGUAGAUAACAAUAAAUAAAAGCAAACCGAAUUAAAUUAUACUAGGUGUUAUAAUUGUUUCCCUCAAUUUCAUUAUGAAUAUUAGUUUAUCGCGAAAUAUUUUUAAUAGAGUUCAAAUCAAUCCAGAGUUACGUACAAUGUUAUAUAAGGUUGAACAUACAUUGAAGGAGAAAUUUAAAUAAGGAUGACGUUGUGGAAUUGCAGUUUAUUUCGACAAAGAUUUUAUAGAAGAAUGGGUAGACUUGAAAUGAUUAUAAUUUUCAUAUCAUUUACUAGCACUACUUUCAUUAAAACACUUUUCUAUUCUUUAUUCUCUAUAACUAACCUCUUCUCUGUUUCCUCUUCCAGGUUUCUGUACCAGUGGCACAAAUAUUAGAAACUACGAAAAAUUCGAAACCAACAGCAUUUGAAAAAUUUGCUGAUGCUUUGCUAUGCAUAUAUUUUUUAACAGAUCCUUUUGUAUACGUUUUACAAAACUACAUAGAAGGUCGAAUGAGAUGCUGUCAGAAAGGUCGGAAUAGAUUAUUAAACACUUCAAAUACUGCUACACUUCCUCCUAAUACUCUUACAAAUAUUUUAUUAACACCACCUAUGUUGUCGCCUCCGAAACUAACAGUACACCCGGAUUUAUAACUACGUUUUAUCUGAGACAUUAUCAUCUCUUUAAAAUACUUUUAUUUAUAUGUACUUUUGGGGAACUAUCAAAUCAAAAAAAAAUUUUCAUAGAACAAGUCUAUUUUAAUAAUUAGUUUACCCAAUGUAAUGUAUUGUAUAAAUCGUAAUAUUUCGAAGCGAGGAAUGGAAAAUACUUCAAUAUUAAUAAUCAUUCUAUACAUCUAAAUUCAAAUCUUUUACUUUUUCAAAACAGACUGAAGUACUUUUUGUGAUAACCUUAUGCAUUUUAUUUAUCUAAAUAAAUCUAUCGCAAAAA